GGUAAGGUUGAGGUACCGGGCUGGUCUCACUCAAUUAACGCAAAACGCAUCAAGCCUGCAGAGAAACAUGGCGGAUGCUGAAGAGAUGGUUGUGGUUGUUACCGGAGGCACGGGCUUGGUAGGUCAGGCCAUCCACACUGUUGUUGAACAAAACAGUCGCAGUAAUGAAAAAUGGAUAUUCCUUAGCUCUAAAGAUGCUGAUCUCAAGAGUGCAACUGAGACCCGGGCUGUCUUUGAAAAACAUCGACCCUCUCACGUCAUUCAUCUUGCAGCCAUGGUGGGAGGACUCUACAGAAAUAUGAAAUAUAACUGUGAUUUCCUACGCUUCAAUCAACUAAUGAAUGACAACGUCCUUGAGACAUGCAAGGAACUGAAGGUGAAGAAAGUGGUGUCUUGUCUGUCUACAUGUAUCUUCCCAGACAAGACUCCUUACCCUAUUGAUGAGACAAUGAUCCACAAUGGCCCUCCACACCACUCCAACUUUGGCUACAGUAUGGCAAAGCGGAUGAUUGAUGUUAUGAAUCAGGCUUAUCAUACUCAGUAUGGUUGUAAUUUUACCUCCGUGAUUCCUACUAAUGUGUAUGGACCCCAUGACAACUUCAACCUGGAAGAUGGACAUGUUUUACCUGGGCUCAUACACAAGACAUAUACAGCAAAGAAAAAUGGAACGCCCUUUACAGUGUGGGGAACAGGCAAACCUCUGCGACAGUUUGUGUACUCGCUGGACCUGGCCAAGCUAAUGAUAUGGGUGCUGCGAGAUUAUAAUGAGAUCACUCCCAUUAUCCUUUCAGGUGAGUUUAACAAAGAUAAAGUGUAUGGAUAUGUACAUACCAAGAUAUGUGAACACGCCUGGCUCACAAUAGCAGAAAUCCUACUGCUUGCUUGUCCAUCAGGCCAACAGCCAGCAAAACAGGCAACAUGUUUGGAGGAAAGUGCCCAGUGUGCUGCUGCCUUUAUGUUCAGUCAGCCUCUGCCAGACAAGAAAGGGUGGUGUUGCUGUCGCAUGUUCCUUAUUAAAUAG
Homarus americanus (American lobster) is the source of this 1021-nucleotide messenger RNA. RefSeq names its product GDP-L-fucose synthase-like. Gene Ontology annotation, biological process: nucleotide-sugar biosynthetic process. The record is from RefSeq and is a predicted model, not a curated record. Lineage: Eukaryota; Metazoa; Arthropoda; Malacostraca; Decapoda; Nephropidae. Gene Ontology annotation, molecular function: GDP-L-fucose synthase activity. The transcript is spliced from 7 exons. Bases 68 to 1021 code for a protein of 317 amino acids.